GCAUUUAAACUGUUUCUACUUUCAUUUCCAGCCACUCUCUGUCCAGCAUUGUGUGUGAGGAUUUUAACCACCACCACUGCUAAUUUUCCUGCAAAGCUAACAAGAGAAAAAUGGAUUUCCGUAACAUGUUUUUGGUCAUGAUUUUUCUGAGUUUUCUCUCCGACCUGCAGGUGUCUGGCUGUAAUUAUACCUGUCAAGAACAACCCAUAUUCACUCCUUCCAAAGUGGUAGUGAAGUACGGUGAUCCCAUCUAUGCCACAUGUACAAUGUGUAGGAGCUGCUCUUCUCCCACAUUAGAUUUGGAGUACAAUGUGGGAAAGAAAGAACGAAAUGGAUUUGAGAUUUCAUGGAUAGUUGAUAAAAUAACUGAAUGGCGCCCAUCUCCUACUUGUUAUUACAGCACUAUUAACGGUGUCCAGUGUUGUAAAGAUCUGGAUGUCAUUGUCUACAAGCUUCCUCAUAAUGUGUCCAUCGGCUUUGUAAAUCACACUGGACCAAUAAAAAAGAAUGACCUGCACACACUGCGGUGUGAUGUACUGGAUGUUGCCCCUGUUAACAACCUCAUUGUGACCUUCUACAAAGGACAGACAGCAUUGGUUCAGCUGAAAUCCACUGAUAACAAACCAGAACCAACAAAUGCCGACUUCACUCUGAAGUUUAACUUUACUAAAGCAGAUAAUGGAGCAGAGUUCUGGUGUGAGGCCAAACUGGAAAUGGGACCUGAAGGACCACAGCCUCCUCCAGUGGUGAAGUCAGGAAAACUCACUGCUACGGUCCACUGUCCAGAGUUACAUUCCUCUACAUGCAGUGGAGCAGAUGAACCACACAAUGAUGCCACCAGCAUCUUUAACCAACAGGUUCACAAGUUCAUAAUGUGUUUCAUGCUUCUGGUGUCAGAGAAGUUUAUCAUGUCUGAUGUUUUAUUACAGAACCAUGUCCUGUGAUCACAAAUGAUGACAGAAAAUGUUUGUACAUGUUUUUUCCUAAACUGCUUACAUGUAAAGUCAGUAUGAUUAAUGUAAUAGAAAAUUACACUUAGUAUAAGUUCAUAUAAGUCCAUAUCUUUAUUUCAGAGUAUAUGUUGCUGUGCUUAUGACAUUUGGAAAAAGUUUGUGUUUGUGUAAAGAGUGAUUUUGAAAGUUGUUUUUGUCACUGCAAGCUGAAAAUUGCAGAAGUAUGAAACAUCUUUUAAUAGACCUGUUUUUGCACGUCUCUUAUGUGGGUUAUUUUCACCGUAUGCAAAUGGCUGGGUGGACCAGUUUGAACCAAACUGCCAAUAGUGUCCUCACUCAACUUUACUUGCGCAGAAGUGAUAAAGGUCAACUUUAUCCUGUCUUGCUUAACCACACCCUGUCUGCCUGCAUGCAACCAGGGCUUUAACUAUCUGUGUCUUAGAGUGUGACUUCAGACUCGCCCAGCCAAAGCUGUUAAUUAUACAUCCUUGCUAUAUUCUCAUCCAGUGUGUGAUCCUUUGAAAUUUCCACGACAUUAACUUGCUAAAUAUUUUUAAAAUGCUUCAUUUUCAAUUUGAUAUUUAACUACUAAAUCGCAUCAGUCCUGAAAGUGAGAAAAACUAUUUAUUUCUUCUCUGUAACAUGAACAUACUGUAACAACUGUCAACGUCUCCAAACCAGAGGUAGUUCAGCAUGUUGACUUUCACAGUGUUCACUCAUUUAAUUUAGUUUGUUAAUAUUUUCAACACAAAGUCUCCUUAAGGCUGAUGAGAAUGACAUUUAUUACACAAGUGUCACUAAGAGUUGUAGACAGCUUGUUAAGUUGCUGUCUGAAGUCUUGUUCAACUCACACUUUUGAACUUUUCAUUGGCUGCAUCAAAGUAGAUGCAUGUCCUUUGCAAUAUGUGCAUAUAUAUCAAGACCUUCAUGCAGUAACUUUUCCAUUUAUGGCUAUGUACAUUACAGUUAACUGAAACAAAAUUCGACUGUAAAUUAAUUUAGCUUUCUUUAAACAAAAUCACACAGUAUUCAAUGUGCAUCAAAAUUUCCUGGAACUGCUUGUAGAGCAAACUGAAGCUUCCACUUCAUGAGACCUGCAAGUUUUGAAGAAGGAAUUUGAAGAACCUGAAAUACCCCACAAAAACACAGAAGCCAUGAUUUUGUUCCUGUGGAUCUUUCUUCUAGUAGAUCAUUAAUAUAAAAAUAGUACAAAACAGCAACAUCCAGUUUACCAUGGGUUAAAUAUGGAGCUGGAUCCACCUGAUUUACAUUAUUGUGGUUUCUCAAAAAAUUAAAGUUGUUUAAACAUGAACUCCACUGACCUUUUUAGGAUUGUGGCUAAUGGUUGCUUUCUUUUGACCUUGCUUGUACUUUGGUAGCUAAAGGAGAGAGACAGAGAGUGAGAGAGAGAGACUUGGGAUGUAUAACUAAGAAAACUUGGGUUAAAGAUCCUAAACCAUCAUUGUUUGCUCGCUCUGUGCAUCAGAGAAGAAGUGAAACAACGGUGAACAUUGAAGAACCAGACACAGUGUUUUAUGAGCCCACCAUCAGCUGCUGCCUGCGACUCUGUCGGGUGUUGCCCAACGAGCGACACUGGAACGAUUGGGUGCCCUGAACAUCUUCCUCAUGCUCACUGUUCUCCACCUGGUGUUAUUGUUUUUAAGUUUAAGCACCAAACAGUGAAAAGAAAAGAUGUGGCAACAAUCAGACCCAUGAAGCAUGAACAAGGCAACCUUACAAACAUGUCAUAAGAUUGUUUCUAUGUUAUUUUUUUCUUAAGUUUUCCUUUUUUUGGUUGAAAAUGUUUUGUGUUUUACUUUUACAAAAGAGUAUUAGGGCCACUAAAAAAAGAAUUCUGACUUUUUUCCACAGAAUUUUGACUUUAAUCUCAUAAUUCUGAGAUUAAAGUCAGAAUUUUGACUUUUUCUCAGAAUUCACAUUGUUCCCUCAGUGGUCCUAAUACUCUUCCAUAUAUUUUUUUACUUUCUAACAUCAAAUUUUAAAUAAAGUACAUUCUUGACUUUUGCAUUAAACUGAUGUGGACAAUUUUGAUAAAAUUGUGGCAAACACUGAGUAAUUAUGAGAAUAAUGUCAGGAAAUGGAUGAAGAUCCUCUGGAAGUCAAGUAACACCCUGUGUUGCAAUUUCUUCUUUGUCUAUGAGCGGGAGGGUGUGCAGGUUGUACUGCCAACAUUGUUCUACUUGGAAAAAAAAAAGAUAAAGGAAAAACAUGUACAGCUACCUUCAAA
Messenger RNA from Melanotaenia boesemani (Boeseman's rainbowfish), 3201 nucleotides. Its product is annotated as intercellular adhesion molecule 1-like. The transcript has 5 exons. The record is from RefSeq and is a predicted model, not a curated record. Gene Ontology annotation, molecular function: integrin binding. Gene Ontology annotation, biological process: cell adhesion. The coding region runs from base 111 to 944 and encodes 277 amino acids. NCBI's taxonomy places the organism in Eukaryota, Metazoa, Chordata, Actinopteri, Atheriniformes, Melanotaeniidae.